Messenger RNA from Danio aesculapii, 915 nucleotides. Its product is annotated as C-X-C chemokine receptor type 2. Bases 1 to 915 code for a protein of 304 amino acids. Gene Ontology annotation, cellular component: membrane. Gene Ontology annotation, biological process: immune response; G protein-coupled receptor signaling pathway. Gene Ontology annotation, molecular function: G protein-coupled receptor activity. The transcript has a single exon. The record is from RefSeq and is a predicted model, not a curated record. NCBI's taxonomy places the organism in Eukaryota, Metazoa, Chordata, Actinopteri, Cypriniformes, Danionidae.
AUGGACAACCAAAACAUUUCCUGUGAUUCCUUUUUCCCCUGUACCUCAGCAGAUGUGCUGGUGUCCAGCACGGUUCUGGGUCUGUGCUGUGUGCUUGGUGUACCCGGUAAUCUAGCGGUGCUGGUCCUGCUUGCUCAUCAUAUAAAAGAAGGCAGCUUCACCCCAAAACUGAUGCUGAGUCUGGCCGUCUCAGAUUUACUGAGUCUGAUUUUUCUGCCGGUGUGGAUCUAUGCCCUUCUGAAUGGCUGGGUUUUUGGCCAAGCUCUGUGUAAGUUGUUUUCCUAUGUCGUCUACUGGAGCCUCUACAGCAGUGUGCUUUCUGUUACCUUGUUGAGUGUGCAAAGGUACCUGCAGGUGCUUUAUCCACAGCGAUGGGCGAAGCUUGGACAGAAGGGCCAAAAAGGGCUGAUUUUUGGCAUAUGGACUUUAGGUGGAACUUUGGCUUCUUAUGCUCUUUAUUUCAGAAACCUCAGAUUAAAGAAGGAUGGGCUCCUGCGCUGUUAUCAAGAUUUUAGGAGUAAUCAAGAAAAAGUAAUUGUCUUGCUUCUUGAGAAUCUGGUGAUGUUUGUUGUGCCUCUCUGCAGCUUGUUGCGCUACUACUAUCAACUUCACCGACGGAUAAAUCAAUCAGCUUCUUACAGAAGACACAGACUGACAAAACUGGCCAUCAGAAUUGUAGUGACCUUCUUCAUUUUUGGAACACCCUGUAUGAUCAACAACUUUGUGGAUAUGGCAGUGUCAUGGGAAUCAGAUGUCAGCUAUAACGUAACCGGGGCUCUUUUCUUCAUCAACAGCUGCGUGAAUCCUUUUCUUUAUGCUUUCUCGGCCCGAAGUCUGCUUUUCAGAGGCAGACCGGACUCAGACCAGCCCAAUCAGAAUGAAAGUAACAUCACACAACAUAAUCAAAAUGAGUAA